This is a messenger RNA of Marchantia polymorpha subsp. ruderalis, 3256 nucleotides long. The record is from the annotation of a GenBank genome assembly. Lineage: Eukaryota; Viridiplantae; Streptophyta; Marchantiopsida; Marchantiales; Marchantiaceae.
GAGGACAAGCUUCUGGGGAAGGUGGAGGGCGAUGGCGAGUGUUUUGUUGCCUGAAUGUGCAGAGUGGGAGGAGGAGUGAGAACGGGAGCGGAAAGCGGAGGAAGUUGUAUGAAUGGGCACCCGAGCCUUUCGUUGAAGGUCGAGAUCGAGCCGUCGUGGUCAUUGUGUCAAGAGAGAGACAAGAGUAAGAGGGUGGGGGCGGAAAGUUCUGCGGGGCAGGGCCCGGAUGGAGGUUGUUCCUUGACUUUAGCACAGCCUGCCUGCCUGCCCGCCCGAUGCUUCAGGAGAGAGCCAAGCGAGCACCUAGUCUAGCGGGACACUUCAUCUCUUGGCUGGAGCCGUCUUUCCUGAGUUCGCUCGCCACGUGCCGUCUCCCGUCUGCUUCCUCGGACAUCACGCGCGCCCUCUCUCGCAGUACUUGACAGACGGCCUUCUCUCAUUUCUCCGCAGCAGGGUAGGAGCUCCUCACCACCAGUUGUCGAUUGAUUUGGUGCAUGCAAUUCCCUUGCUCUUGCAUUUGAAAAUCUCUUCUCGCUUCACCUGAAAUUCUCGAUUCGUUUGCCAGCAUUCCGGUGCUCUGUGUACAAUUGGUUUGGCCUCGCGGAAGCAUUGCCGAAAAAAUUUCUGAAAGCGUUGCAUGCCUUGGACAAGAGCUUCUGAACUCCAUCCUUACAACCUUUGAGCACGUCAUGGCCACUGCAGAUUCGAAUUCACCGGCCAGCCCUCUUGACAGUCCAGGAGACGCUCUGCCAUUGUUGACUGUGAGUCCUAAGUCCGAGGAGAAUAGCACCGGUGGAACAAUGACGGCAGUCGUUGUUAGCAUCCUGAUUCCGGUUCUAGUCUCCUUGGCUCUGAGGAGGAGGGGCCAGAAAAAGAAGAGCGCUGCUGUGAUUGUUGACGUGGGUGGAGAGCCUGGAUAUGCAAUGCGCAAUCCCCGAUACCUCAGUUUGUUGGAGACUCCAUGGGAAGGAGCGAACACCAUAGCUGCCUUGUUUGAGGAUUCUUGUAAGAAUAAUCCGUCACAGCCUCUGCUUGGUACACGAGAACUCAUUCAACGAGAAACGAUUAAAAGUUCGGAUGGUAGGCCUUUUGAAAAGGUUACUUUGGGCAAAUACGUGUGGCAAAGUUACAGCCAAGUAUAUGAGAGAGUGGUCAACUUGUCCGCUGGACUUGUGGCUCUCGGCCUCAAGAAGGGUGAAAAGGUGGCCAUCUUCGCAGAGACCAGAGCUGAGUGGUUCAUCGGUCUCCAGGCAUGUUUGCGACGCAACGCCACCGUGGUCACCAUAUACGCGUCCCUGGGUGAUGAAGCGCUAUCGCACUCCUUCAAUGAGACGGAAGUUACGACAGUUAUCUGUGAUCGAAAGCAGUUGAAGAAGGUGCUGGAUAUGAGCGCCCAGCUCGAGACUGUGAAGCGCGUUGUCUUCAUGGAUGAUGAUGCUAUCAAGUCAGAACCAACCCUGUCUGGGGCCAGUAGCAGCUGGAUUGUAGAGCCCUUUGCAAAGGUUGAGAGCUUAGGAAAAGAAUCUCCUGUGGAACCAGACUUUCCAUCUCCAUCAGAUGUUGCAGUCAUCAUGUAUACUAGUGGAAGUACUGGUUUGCCCAAGGGUGUAAUGAUGACACACGGAAACAUUGUUGCCACUGUCGCGGGAGUUUCAACAGCAAUUCCGAACCUUACCCCGCACGAUAUCUAUCUCGCAUAUUUGCCUCUAGCUCAUGUACUUGAACUUGUAGCCGAGAUAACCUUCUGCGCUGGCGGAUCUUCCAUUGGUUAUGGGUCACCAAUGACUCUGACAGACACAUCAAACAAAAUCAAGAAGGGUACUAAGGGUGACACCUCAGAAUUGCAGCCUACUCUUAUGACUGCAGUUCCGGCAAUUUUGGACCGUGUGAGGGAUGGUGUUCGGAAGCAGGUGGACAACGCAGGUGGUCUGAAAAAGAAGAUGUUUGACCUGGCAUACAACAGGAGAUUGGCUGCUAUCGAAGGAAGCUGGUUUGGUGCUAUUGGUCCUGAGAAAACCCUGUGGGAUCAGGUUGUGUUCAAAAAAAUUCGUGCUGUUCUUGGAGGUCGGGUUAGAGGUGUGCUCUCUGGAGGUGCUCCUCUGUCUGGAGACACGCAGCGAUUUAUGAACGUUUGUUUUGGAGCACCCAUUGGACAGGGGUAUGGUCUUACAGAAACUUGUGCCGGUGGAACAUUCUCCGAGUGGACUGAUACUUCAGUGGGCCGUGUAGGACCACCUAUUCCUAGUGCCUACGUGAAGCUUGUAAACUGGGAUGAAGGAGGUUAUAAAACGACGGAUUCACCAAUGCCUAGAGGCGAAAUCGUGAUAGGUGGACCGACUGUCACGUUGGGUUACUUUAAAAAUCAAGCAAAGACGGAUGAGGUCUAUAAGGUGGACGAAAGAGGUAUUCGGUGGUUCUACACAGGAGAUAUUGGCCGUUUCCAUCCUGAUGGAUGUCUUGAAAUCAUCGAUAGGAAGAAGGAUAUCGUGAAACUGCAGCAUGGAGAAUAUGUUUCUCUCGGAAAGGUGGAGGCAGUGCUCAUGGGCGGUCACUACGUGGACAGCGGCAUGCUUCACGCUGAUCCGUUCCACUCGUACACCGUGGCUCUGAUAGUUCCCAAUCAAUCGGCUCUUGAGAAAUGGGCGAAGCAAUCCAACAUCUCGUUCGACAGUUUCGCAGAACUUUGCGAUAAAAAGGAAGCCGAGCAAGAAGUUCUUUCGGAUCUUGUGAAGGUGUGUAAACAGGGUAAACUGGAGAAAACUGAAAUACCAGCAAAGAUCAAGCUCUUGUCGGAACCGUGGACACCGGAAUCUGGCCUUGUGACUGCUGCAUUGAAAAUCAAACGGGAGAAUAUCAGGAAAACUUUCGCAGAGGAAUUAAAGAAACUGUACGUGUAAGAUACAGUAGUGCUGAAAUAGAUCAUAGAGUUGACAGAGGAAACCGUGUAGGAUUAGCUGUGACAGGUUUGUCAGGUAAAAAUUUUGGGUCUGAAAUCGUGCCGAUGUUGGGAGUGCAAUUGCACCACCUCCUGUAUUGAGCUACAUUCACUUUCCUAAGUGAGAUGAAUAUGAAAAGAAAGCAAGAUCACUGUCGGAUGUAGACAAUUUGAGCCUUAUUGUCUUAAACUGGUGUAUCAUAUCUGCAAGUGCAGAACGCGAGGUUAGAAGGAGAAAUGGACUCCACCUUCGUAGUAAUUUUGGGAACUUGUUUAAUGCUUUGCUUUUUAUUCCUAAUAAAACGGAGGUUUAGUUGUCUU